AUGGCCAGGGAAAUCGGCGGCCGCUUCUGCCUGCCGCUUCCGUUGGCUGAGACUCUGGAUGGCAACGAUGGUGAUGGCGCCACCAGGCUGCCGAGUGCCGCCGGGUCGACGGCUUUGCAGUGGCCAAGGCUUCCUGCCGACACUUUGCAGCUUACCUCAAAGACUUGUUUUGACUUCACGUUGGCGGAGCCGCCCUUUCCAACAACCAGCUCGGCUGCCCCAGCGACAGCGACCACCAGUCAUGCCUUGGUGCCACCCGCCGAACCUUUCCACCAGCCCUCGUGGGGUUACCCCACGGCUCCUCCCGAGCAGCCCCGCACAGCCCGACCACGGAUUGCUGACUUCCCGGGGCUCCUGCCACCGAGGGUGCAGUGGCCUCGCCCCAGCCGGCCCAACCCCGGAGAUCAGGGCUCUGAAGUCCCAGAGAUCCAGACCUCAACUGAUUUGCCGACGAAAGCCGGGAAGAGUGCACCCGUUAAAGCUGGAUCUCAGGUCACGAAGCCCCAACAGCACCGGCACAAAAAGGGUAAGGAAGACGAAGACAAGGACGAAGACAAGGACGAAGACAAGGACGAAGACAAGGACGAGGACAAGGACGAGGACAAGGACGAGGACGAGGACGAGGACGACCGAAGAAAGGACAAGGACCAGCGGCCGGAAGGGCACAAAGGUGACACUGGGCACAAGAUGGAUGACGCGCCGCCCACAACAGAACCCGCCCCAGUGGAGGACAGGGAAAGUCAAAAAGACACAGUGACUCACCAGCCAGCUGCGACAAAACCCAAAAGCGGAAAGGUGGAUCAGAAGCUGAAGAAGCCCGCGCCCAAGACCGGGCAACGAAACAGCACUGAAAUCAAAACGGAUGCCACUGGAACAGCGGAGAACGUUUCUUCGCACCACCACGAGCCAGGCAGAAGGAUGUGGGGAAACACUGCAAGGAGCUCAGAAACCGCCGAGUUGGCCAGACUGUUGUCUCAGGACGACAAGGGCCUCGGCGCCUGGCUCCGCAAGACUGCCUGGGACAUUGCUGGCGCCUGGCCCGUUUUGGUGGUGCUCGGCGUGGUCUUCGCAUCUCUGCAGGGCACUGGGUAUUUGGCAUUCAUGCGAUUCUGCGCUUGCCCUUUCACAUUUGGCGUCCUCUUCCUGCUCAUACUUGCAACAAGUGGUAUGUCAGUGUAUUCCUUGGCAAUUAUACGCACGGACGAGGAGGCAGCAGAGCAACUGUUUGGCCGAUACUCGGAUCACCCCGUCCUGCUCAGUCAAGUUGUUGGCUGGUCAUGUGCAGGAGUUUGUGUCUUACUCCUGGGCAUCUCCAUUGCCAUCUUUCCCACAAUGCGCCGGGCUAUCGGCUGCAUUGAUGGAGCUGCGCAGGCGAUUUGGGAGGAGCCUCCGCUGCUGCGGUUGCCCGCCGUAGAGAUGAUGAUCAAGACGCUGUUCUCCAUCAGCUGGCUGAUCUUCUUCAGCUUCGUCAUCACAAGCGGCCAAAUUGACCCGCCGACCUUGGACGUCAAUGGAACGCCGGUGUACACGCGGAUUCGGAGGUUCAACUCAACGCCUCUGCAGAAGUUUUACGUCUUUGUCUAUGUUGGAGGAUACCUUUGGACGCUGGAAACGCUUAGCCUGAUUUUCCACUUCGCAGCCAGCUUCUAUGCUGUAAGCUGGUACUUCACGCCAUGCAGGGCCGAGGGCAACAAGGUGGUGGAGACAUGGCUGUGGCGAACUGGAAUUGCAUAUGCUUUGAGGUACCACUUGGGCAGUAUGGCCAUGGGUGGUUUUAUGACGAUGGUCUUCCGCCCAAUCCACGCGCCGAUGGCUGUCUUGGCAAAGCUGGCUAAAGCUGGCGAGAGGCAUGCGCCGGAUGGCAUCAUGUCCAAUUCCCUGGGCUGCGUUUGGUGCUUUGAAGAAGUUGUUCGCUUUGUCAACAAGAAUGCAAUCAUUUGCAUGGUGUUGAACUCAAACAAUUACUUCGUCUCUGCCACGGCAGCAGUCCAGACUUUGACAAAAGCUGGAAAGGACAUUGCAUUCCUGAAUGGGUUUACUGGCAGUCUGCACAGUCUUGGCAUGCUUGCCACGGCAUGCCUGACGGCUUACCUGGCAUUGCUUGCUUUGGGCGGACUGGACAUUUUUGCAGACCAAAGCUCGCCGCUGUUCGUGGAGAAUAGAAUUGCAGUUAUUGUCGCUGUUGGUCUUCUUUCGGGUGCAGUGGCAUCAAGCUUCAUGAGCCUUUUCGAUGUCGUGUUCGACACGCUGAUCUUCUGUUGGCUGGCAGACCUGCAGCCGACCGAAACUGUUUUCGUUCCGCACAGCUUGCUGAACGCCCUGGGACAGCCGCAGGGGCGAAAGGAGCUCUCCGACGCGGAGAUUGAUGUGGAGUUCGGUCGGCAACCGGCUGUGGGUCCAGGCUCAGCAGCUGCGUCUGUUAGCAGCCCAUCGAAUCAAGAUGGACGAGAGGCGGCAAAGAGGGAAGCAGCACGAAAGGCUGCUGCGGAGCAGGAAGCCCUCCGCAAAGCAGAAGAGCAAGAGGCACUUCGGGAAGCUGCGGAACGCGAAGCAUCGCGGAAAGCAAAGCAAGCCCGCGAAGCACAGGAGGCGGAGCGUGCGAAAUGGCGGAAGCUCCAAGAGGAGGAGGCUGCGCGCCAGAAAGCAAAAGAGGAGAAAGCAAAGGAGAUCGAGCUAGCAAGAGCUGCUGCGGAGGAGAUCCGCAGGGCUCAGUUUGAGGAGGAAGAGAGGAAGCUGCAGUCCUCACAACCUGUGGCUCCCAUGCAAGCCCCAAGCAUGCCAGCUUCCAAAGAAGUUGCCGACACUCCCGUGGAAGCGGAGCCGGCGGAAGCAGCAUCGGCUGCCCAAGCCGAGGAAGCAGCGACCAGCGCGCCCUCAGCCGUGCCGGAGGCAGAAGCCUCCGAGGCGGUGGCGGUGCCUGAUAGGCCCGAAGAAGUCGCAACGGCUGAGAGCAACUCGGCUCCUGUGGGGGCACCGGCUGAGGAGAGAAGCCGCCCAGCCCCCGAGCGCCCCGAAGGGGAUUCGCUACAGGCAGCAGAGCAGUCAGAGGUUUUCAAGGCCGUGGGCCAAACGGAUCCUUUCGCGGCGCCUUCAGAGGUGCCCUCGACACUGAACUGGGUUGCAGACUUCGAGUCUGCUUCGCCCAAAGUGGAGCCCGAAAAGGCUGGUGAGUCUGGUGUUGCCGUGGAGACACCUGCGGCAUCGGCAGGCUAG
Molecule: messenger RNA, 3213 nt
Organism: Symbiodinium sp. CCMP2592
Lineage: Eukaryota; Dinophyceae; Suessiales; Symbiodiniaceae
Source: the annotation of a GenBank genome assembly